GCCCUAAUAAAUCGUCCCCCCUCCUAGCAAGAGUGUUCGACGCACUCACUCGUCCAUGUAAAAGACGCAGUACAGUAAAGCUUCUUUAAAAUGCCUUUCUGCAAGAGUUUUAGAAGGAGAAAGGAUUCUUCGGAUGUGGAAGAAGACGAAACAACGCAAGAAGUCAGAUCUAAAGUAGAAGAGGCCAAAGAGCUGCAGAGUCUGCGGCGACGGCAGAAGGGAGUCAGCGUGACUGCCUUAUUAGUCGGAGAAAAGUUACCACCAGAAGCUGAGAUUGAUAAUGACCCUUUUAAACUGAAAACCGGAGGGGUUGUUGACAUGAAGACAGUCAAAGAUCGCAACCGGGACAUGACAGAGGAGGACACAGACCUCAAUCUGGGCACUUCAUUUUCAGCCGAAACAAACAGAAGAGACGAAGAUGCCGACAUGAUGAAAUAUAUUGAGACAGAGCUAAGAAGAAAGAAAGGCCUCGUGGAAGCGGAGGUGCAAAAGGUCAAGGUGAAAAAUGCAGAGGAUCAUCUCUACGAGCUGCCUGAGAACAUCCGAGUCAACUCUGCCAAAAAGACAGAAGAGAUGUUGUCCAAUCAGAUGCUGAGUGGGAUCCCUGAGGUGGACCUCGGCAUAGAUGCAAAGAUAAAAAACAUCAUCCAGACAGAGGAUGCCAAAGCCAAGCUGAUACAGGAACAAAGGAACAAGAAAAAAGACAACGAAACAUCAUUUGUUCCCACAAACAUCGCCGUCAACUACGUACAACACAACCGCUUCUAUCGCGAGGACGCUAACGCACCUCAGAGACACCACAGACACCGAGAGGAGCCCAAAGCAAGGCCUCUGCGUGUGGGAGACACCGAGAAACCUGGCCCAGAGGCAACGCCAGCACCAAAUUUCCGCAAACGGCCAAAUAAUGAAAAGGCCACUGACGACUACCAUUACGAGAAGUUCAAGAAGAUGAACCGCCGAUAUUAAGAUGAGCCGCUGAGAUUUAAGCUUCCAGCCUGUUAUUGUCACCAAAUCAUGAGACACGCUCAUAAACAAAAAGCCAUUUAGGAAGUUCAUGAAGAUUAGCGAACAAUAAUUGUUUUAUUUGCAAAAACAUGUAUUAGUUGUAGAUGGCUUUCAGCCUCUUUGCUGUAGAGCAGGGCUAUUCAACUAAUGGCCCAGGGGCCAAAUCCAGCCCGGAAAUGACAUCCCAGCACGCCCCGAGUUCGGUUCAAAACUUUGGAGACAAACAUUUUUUGCAGCAAAUUCCUAAAAGUACAAGAGUGCUCCUGUUGAAUAGAGGGACUUGGACCAGUGUAAACACAUUGGCGGAUCCUUGAGUUGACAUUUUAACCUUGCUAGCCAACGGAAAACUAGGGUUCAAACUUGUGAUUUACUGAGGCGUUCCUCAAGACACCCAUUUAAGUCCACUACUUUUGGCAGUUAAAUUUUUUUUUUUGUAAUUUAUUGUUGUGUAACUGAGGUGUUGCUGUAGUUUAUUUUAGAUGCAAUCUGUUGCUGUUUUUCCAACGUAUUUAGUUAUACUAGUGGUGUUCCUCAAGGUUCCCUCUUUUUCAUCAUUUGGGCUCUUCAACUGGUGGUCCACGGGUUUAGUUCCAAAAACUUUUGAGAACCUCACAUUUUUACAGCGGAUUCUUAAAAAACUGUUUGUGUGCUGAAAUGAUCUUUGACUACAUGUUUUGCAGAAGGUCCUUAAAAAGUGCCAAGUGCUUCUAGAACACUGACAGAAUAAAUAGACCAAAAUCAAGUAUCUUUCGUAGAGGACGCCGGAAUUAUUUCUCCCAAUCUUUAGCGUUUUGGAAAUGUGGCCCCCAAAACAAUUUAGUUGAAUUACUCUGCUGCAGAGCUACUAUGACCAUGUUGUGCUUUGUAAAUAAUGUACAUAUUUUUAAGUUCUACUUUAAUUGAAGCUAUUAAAAAACAGAAACCACA
Nerophis lumbriciformis (worm pipefish) is the source of this 1932-nucleotide messenger RNA. RefSeq names its product linkage group 12 C9orf78 homolog (gene lg12h9orf78). Gene Ontology annotation, biological process: mRNA splicing, via spliceosome. Gene Ontology annotation, cellular component: spliceosomal complex. The record is from RefSeq and is a predicted model, not a curated record. Lineage: Eukaryota; Metazoa; Chordata; Actinopteri; Syngnathiformes; Syngnathidae.